AUGCGACGCCUUGGGCGGAAAACCGUGGCAGCGGCAUUGAAGGCACCAGCCGGCACCACUAUUCACCGAUGUCCAUUCGUUUUUUUGCUGGCGAUUGUCGUCGCCGGCGGCUCUGGCCCCCCGAAAGUGAGAGGAGGCCGCAGCGUCUGGGGCCGUGGGCCGCCCGCAUUUUCAGAGCGGCGCCGCCAGCCCCCGGCGGCAGUCGGUUUGCGCCCAGCUGCUUUCGUCCUGCGCAGCCAGCCGGGGGCGUAUGUUCUGCCGCGCCCGCACCCAGCUGGGGCCGAGGUUUUCUUUUCUCACAUUUCCGCUUCUUGGGGGGCGCGUGCCGCGGUGGUGGCCGGCCUGCGGGUCACCCGGCAACUCGCAGAGGGCUGGGAGAGGGGGCUGGCUUCAAACAAAGCAGCCGGUGCCCCAGCGGGCGGUAGUUCGCAACAACCGGUGGCAGCGCGUUGA
This is a messenger RNA of Trypanosoma rangeli, 453 nucleotides long. RefSeq lists its product as uncharacterized. The record is from RefSeq and is a predicted model, not a curated record. Lineage: Eukaryota; Euglenozoa; Kinetoplastea; Trypanosomatida; Trypanosomatidae. The transcript has a single exon. The coding region runs from base 1 to 453 and encodes 150 amino acids.